GUUUUCUCCCAAAAUGUUUGAUGUUUCCUCAUGUUUGAUCCUUACAGGAUUCCUGUAGCCAAGUGAAUGUUACACCCGUGAAAAGACCAAACCCACUGGCUCGGAUAUGGAAAAAGAGAAAAACCAAGAAAUCGGUGAAGUUUGCAGAUUCUCUCAAAUCUGUAACUCCCAUUGAGAUUGUGAAUUCUGAGAGUGAAGAAGAGGAAAGGGAGACGAGAUCGGAAGAAGAGAAGAGAAGUCCUUCUAAUGACUCGGGAAUCAAUGUAUCGAUUGGUCAAGAGAAAGAAAUCUCUCCAGUAAAGCUUGAAAUAGCAGAACAGUCCCAAAAGGAGACAGAAGUGGAGCUGAGUGAAGGUACAAUAUCUUAGACACAAUCUUUUAUUCUCUCUCUAGCCCAAGAUCAAGUUUUAUAUUUGUAACCACAUCUGUGCAUGUUCAAGGCUCUAUCAAUAUACAAUACCUAUAUAUGUGUCUGCCUGCAGGCCUACCCCAUCUUUGGGGACACCAACAUUCAGUCAUAUGAUUUUGUUUGAAUUUUUCAGAUGUUCCUGAAAGUGUUUCUGCUGUUCCUUCAGCAACUGAAAGUGAAGAGAUUCCCUCAAAUGCCAAUGAGGAAGAUGAAAAGUCGCCUCCUGCUCUUAUUGAGAGGCCUUCUGAUGGUCCUCCUGAUGUUCCUUCUGAUGUUCCUUCUGAUGUUCCCUCUGCUGUAAGUACAGCGCAUUGAUCCUUCUAACAAGUCCAUUGGCUCAAAUAGAAAAUAUUUAUUUUGUUUGUAACAAAUGUUAUCCCAUUGUUUCACUUAUUAUACCCCACGUCUUAUAGUUUCCAUCUUGAUUCUACUGAUUUGCUUUUUAUUCACAUUGGUUUUAUUAUAUUUUGUUGAAGGGAUAUUUAUCUGGAACAGUGUAAUUAUUAGGCCCGGGAUCACAAUUUUCCCUAAAUUAAUGACUGAUAUUAUGGUUUAUAUUUCUAGGAGGCUGAAUUUAGACCUGACGAUAGUAGUGCCGUCCCUCAAGCAGCAGACAAUGAAAAGCCCGUAGAGGAACGUUCAUGUGUGGAACACAAUAAUGAAGAAAAUGUGGAGAUAAAAGCUGAGAAGUCUUCAGGUAGAACAUCUGAGGGGUGACAGUCUGGCCUUGGGGGUACAAUAUACAAGUUUUCAUUCCCAACAAUGUUUCUGAGUUCUGAUUGCUUUAUUUUGAAUUCUGCAGCUGAUCCAAACCCACCAAACAGGCCUCUAAGUGUCCCUGAUAGACUUGCAGCCAGUGGUCCUAUAGUGACAUCUCAGGGGCAGAAAGAACAUGAGGCAGAAUGUGAAGAAAUAUCAAAAGGAAUUCUCCAAAGUGUUCCUGCUCCCAGCCCAAGUAGCUCAUGGCAGCCUAUAGACUGUACAAGUGAUGAGCAGCCAUCUCGCGUUUCUAUUAGCCAUUUCCAACUAAGUGCUGUGCUGGGCCAAGGAGGUUUUGGAAAAGUGUAUCUGGGAAAAUACAAAGCAACAGGCAAACUGUUUGCCAUCAAGACCUUAAAAAAGCGAGAAAUGACUUCCUCAAUUAAAUUGAACAGUGCUCUGAUGGAGAAGGAGAUUCUUCUUUUGGCCAAACAAGAGCAACAUCCGUUCCUCACUGGAUUGUUUGCCUCGUUCCAAACAGAGCAUCACGUUUGCCUCGCCAUGGAUUUAGCGGCUGGAGGCGAUUUAACAAAAGUCAUUGAUCAUCCGGAAUUCAACUAUAAAGCAGCAAUAUUUUACUCUUCGUGCAUUGUUCUGGGCUUGGAAUUCCUCCAUGAACACAACGUCAUUCAUAGAGAUUUAAAGCUUGACAAUGUCCUCUUGGAUGCAUCCGGAUAUAUAAAAAUCACAGACUUUGGCCUUUGCAAAAAAGGAAUGGGCGUUGGAGUCUUAACCACAAGCCCUGCUGGAACUCCUUAUUAUACUGCUCCAGAGAUAUUGAAACGGGAGCCCUAUGGAAGAGCAGUAGACUGGUGGUCUGUAGGAGUGAUGCUUUAUUACAUGGUGCUUCACAGGUUCCCCUUUAACGGACUGAACAUGGAGCAUCUGUUUGAAUUUAUCAAGUAUUCGAGGGCGAUUUUUCCACCGAAAGUCCCUGCUGAUUUCUCAUCCACAACAAAAGGACUUUUGGCCAAAUUCCCUGAGAAUCGCCUGGGAUUCAACGGAGCUGAAGAAGUGAAGCAAAGCCCGUUGUUCUGUAAAAUCAAUUUUGAUGGCCUCUUGAAUAAAAAAGUGACACCACCAAUCAUCCCAGCUGUCCAAAGCUCAAGCGAUAAUGACACAAACCUAAUGGUAACUCUGUAUGGGCGUAAAGCAGUUAUACCAGACUCCGUCAGUGAAGCCCUCCAGAACUUUGAUUAUUAUGUUGGCUGAAUGUGAGAAGAGACACUUGAAUAUUAAAGAAAUGCCACCCGCCCCUCAACCAGGAAUGAAGCAGCCGGCUAAAGGAAGCCUGGCAAACCAGGGACAGCAACUCCCGCAACUGUGUAUCCUAUUUGCAAUACGUCACAGAACGACUCUUCAUAGCGGUGACAUGUCCAUGGAACUUCCAACUCAAACUUCCACUGCAGCCCCAAUUGGUGCUUCCUAACCAUUAAAAUACUUUUACAAUAAACUAACUGAACUACU
This is a messenger RNA of Xenopus laevis (African clawed frog), 2635 nucleotides long. Its product is annotated as serine/threonine-protein kinase N2-like. The record is from RefSeq and is a predicted model, not a curated record. Lineage: Eukaryota; Metazoa; Chordata; Amphibia; Anura; Pipidae. Bases 1172 to 2380 code for a protein of 402 amino acids. The transcript is spliced from 13 exons.